Messenger RNA from Zymoseptoria tritici IPO323, 4329 nucleotides. RefSeq lists its product as uncharacterized. The coding region runs from base 1 to 4329 and encodes 1442 amino acids. Gene Ontology annotation, biological process: protein deubiquitination. The record is from RefSeq and is a predicted model, not a curated record. The transcript is spliced from 3 exons. Gene Ontology annotation, molecular function: cysteine-type deubiquitinase activity. Lineage: Eukaryota; Fungi; Ascomycota; Dothideomycetes; Mycosphaerellales; Mycosphaerellaceae.
AUGGCAGGGAGCGAGAAUGGAAGUGAACGUUCGUUGGCUGGUGCAGGUAGAGUGGUGGGAGCGAGGAGUGCGAGUCCGGCAAAGAGGAGUGCUACGGCGAUGGAGGAAGGUGUUGUGGACUCAAUAAUGGACGAGAGCACGCCUCGCCCGGUGGAGGAUGAGCAAGAGCAAGAGACGGUCACACAUGUCGAGGAUACGGCAAUGUCGGGAAUGACGCCGGCGAGUGUUGCGUUGGAAACGCAGGAGAUGGACAUUAACAGUGCCUCUACUUCGACAAACGGCAAUGAUUCGACAAGCACGUCAGCAUCCAGCCUGUUGGAGGAGCGAGUUGAUGAACAGGUCGCGCAUGUUACAAGACUAGGGCAAGCACAGUUGGAUGAGGGCGUCAAAGGAGUCGUUGUGUCGUCAAAGUGGCUCGAGCGGGUCCUUUCACGAAGCACGGAAGGCUUGCAGAACCGCGAGUAUCCAAAAGAAGCCCGCGACGGACUCGUGGGACCUAUGGACAACUCUGACAUUGUUCCUGAAGGUGCUUUCGAGAAGCCCUACCUGAUGGAUGUGUCGAAGGAAGCUUUCAUUCCGCUCAAGCCUGGUCUCACCCUCAAUUCGGAGAUACAAAUCCUGCCCUUCGAUGCGUACGGCUACAUCAUCAGCGAAUAUGGCCACGUUCAUUCCAAGCCGAUCAUCCGGUAUGCACACAAUACUGCCAACUCCGGCAGCGACCAGCAAAACGUCGUCUACGAGCUAUACCCUCCUGUCGUCACCAUUCGCAAGGUCCCACGGCCAGAUUCACAAGCGGAGGCCGUCAAGCCGAAGUCUGGAACCGGAUCUCUGCCCGCGCUGAAAUUGAAAAAAGAAGCACGCGAUCGCAAGGAGGCUGAUGCUGUCCGUCUGGUCUCGUCCAAGAGUGAAAAGGUCCAAAACUUCCUUGCUAGGUGCAAGGAGGCAGCGGGCAUUUCUCGUGAGACCAAGGUCAAGGUAUUCCGCUUGAUUGAUCCAACAAUCCCUGCAGCCAAUCGCUCCGAUAGUGCUCCGUCUGGCGUCCCAUCGCCUCCCGAUUCGAGGAGUACUUCUCCCGCGAGUACAACUGGUAACGUUCCAAAGCUUAUUCUCGACUCGGAGACUUUCGGCAAGAUGAAGGGUGGUACGAAUCUUGAGCCUUUGGAAUUGAAGGAUCAGACUGGCAAUGUAAAUUUCAAUGGCGGCAGCAUGAAUGUGCAAAUGGCUGGUGUUCACGAAGACAUGACUCUGGUUUUGGAGGAGACCCUUGGCGGUAUCCGUGCAGGACAAUUCCAAUCCGAUGCGCAGAACAGCCUGAAGAUUCCGAAGUCGGCCGGCUCGUUGCCUGCCUCGACGACUGCCUCUGGUCGAACAAGUCCUGCACCCGAGCGCAUGAUGACACGAGGUCGAGCACGAAAGGAUGGACGACCGCCUGGCGUCGUUGGACUGCAGAACCUCGGUAAUACCUGUUACAUGAAUUCAGCUCUGCAAUGCAUUCGCAGCGUCGAGGAGCUCGCCAUCUUCUUCCUCACCAAGAAAUACAAGAAGGAGAUCAACAACGACAAUCCGCUUGGACAUCAUGGUCGCAUGGCAAAUGCGUACCACAGCGUAAUCGAGGGGAUCUACGGCAACAACAACAACAGUUCCUUCAGGCCGAGCCACUUCAAGACUGCUCUUGGAAAUGCACAGCCAAUGUUCUCUGGCUAUGGCCAGCAGGAUUCGCAGGAAUUCCUCAGCUUUCUGGUCGACGCACUUCACGAAGAUCUGAACCGCAUCAAGAAGAAGCCAUAUAUCGAGAAUCCGGACUCCAACGAUGCUACCGUUCACCUUCCGGAAGCCAUCAUUGAGCUAGGUGAGACGUACCGCAACAACCAUCGUCUACGAAACGACUCCGUCGCCAUGGAUCUUUUCAGCGGCUUCUACAAGAAUAAAAUGGAAUGCCCCAAAUGCGACAAAGUCAGCGUCACGUUCGAUCCUUACUCCCUCCUCACCGUCCAGCUCCCUGUCAAUGUCAGCUUCAACCAUACAGUCGUCUUCGUGCCCCUCCAGGGACCGCCUGUUCGCCAACGCGUGGACAUCGAUAACAACGCCACCGUCAAGGCGCUCAAGGAGUCCGUUGCCAGCAAGCACCCCGGUGUCGAGGCCAGCCGAACAACGGCAGUUGAAAUAUGGCAUAAAAAGGUCUACAAUGUGUUCGAUGAUCGGCUGAGCCUCCAAGAAGCAGCUAUCAAAAGCCACGAUGACAUCUUCAUUUACGAGCUUGACGGCGUGCCAACAAAUCCUGCCACGGCGGACAAGUACAGCUCCUACAUGAGCAAGCGCGAAAAGGUUCCGGCUGGUGGCAUGGAUGCGCCGCAAGCGGACUGCUUUGCUGUACCAAUCAUCCAUCGACUGCAGGGCUCCAGAAAUCCAUCAGAUGAGAUAAUGUAUCCGUUGUUCAUCACGGUCACGAGAGAAGAGGCGAAGGACUACGAUGUGAUUCUCAAGAAGACUCUGCAAGCAGUUGCGAACAUGACUACCCGACCCAUCUUGAAGGAGUUCACCGAGGCAUCAGUCGUGAAGAAGGAUGACAGCGAGGCCGAAAUGGUCGAUGCCGAGCCUGCUCCGAACGAGGACUCCGCCGGCGUCAGCGACCAUUCCGCGCAGUCAGAGGAUGGCUACGUCAAUGUGUCGCACGCUUCGGCGGCGACCGACUCCCAGAUCUUGACAAACGGCACCAGCGCCAUGCAGAUUGAUGAACCUGGCGAAGACGCUGGCGUGCCGCAUGGAUUCAUGGACCCGGAGUACUUCCUCUCUCCAGCUUUGCGAACUCAUCUUUUCGAGAUGAAAUAUUCGUCAAACAACAACGACAAUUUGUACCCAGGGAACAACACCUCUUACAAUAGCUAUGUCCAUCCUAUGGUUGGUCGUGUCAAAGCGCUUUCACGAAGGAGUUCGACGCAGUCGAGUCGGUCUGAUGAAACCUCUUCGACCACAAACGGCACCGCGAAGAGCGAGGAGAGCGAUGCGGAUGACGACGAGGAGCGACCAGACAUUGUUCUCGGUGAGACGAUCGUUCUUGACUGGAAGGCCGAAGCCGUAAACGCACUGUUCGAGGGCGGGGACAAUGAUGCAGACGGACUUCGCGGCCGUCGUACCAUGGAUGACGAAGGUAGGCACGGCCCUAUCUUCGAUGAUCCUGAGCUCGAGGCUCGUGUCGCUAAGCGCGCUCGACGCCACAAGCAUGGUGUUACUCUUGAGGAAUGCUUCGCGGAGACUGGCAAGCGCGAGGUUCUCUCCGAGGACAAUACAUGGUUUUGCAAUCGAUGCAAGGACCACCGUCGCGCGGCCAAGACGCUCGAGAUCUGGACGUUGCCGGACAUUCUGGUCGUUCACCUGAAGCGUUUCGGCGGCGGUCGUGGCUCCCGUGACAAGCUGGACAUCAACGUCGAAUUCCCGAUCGAAGGCCUGGACAUGACUGACAAGGUGGGUCUGAAGGAGGACGGCAAGGAAUACAUCUACGACCUCUUCGCCAUCGAUCUGCACUUCGGCGGCCUCGGAGGUGGCCACUACACUGCCAUGGCCAAGAAUUGGGAGACCGGCGAUUGGUAUGACUACAACGACGCCUCGUGCAGCAAGAUCACCGACCUCGAGCGACUGCAACAGUCCGCCGCCUACUUGCUCUUCUACCGUCGUCGCUCAAAUACGCCUCUCGGCAAUGCGGACUUGCAGGAACUUGUCAACAAGUACAAGAAUCCCUCGUCCGACGAUGAGGAGCUUGACGCGGGGGAAGGUCAGCUCGGCGGCCCAAUACGCUCAUCGCAUGGGCCGUCGAGCGGUUCACAAGUCGGAGUCGGAACCGCGGAUACGCCGAGGAGUCUACUGGGAACGUCACUCCUGGACGGAACGGCGGUCGGAGGUGGUGGAAUUGGGGCAGUCGAGAGGAAUCUGAAUCCGAGGAGGAUCACUAAUUUCAGCGCCGAUGACGCACUACCCUCGUACUCUGCUAGUGGCGCGACGUGGGGAUUUGACGGAUUGAGAACGGAUGCUGUUCUGGGUGGAGGAGCGGAAGGCGAUGAUGACGAUGAUGGAGCGAGCACGACUGCGCAGGGGUUCCGGGACAAUGAUUCUGGGAUGGGAGACGACACGCCUCCUUUGCUCACUGUUUCGGAUGGCGAGUGGAUUGACGACGACGCUUCCGAUGAAGUCGAGGAAAUGAGUCGGGACAUAUUCGACCCGCCGUCGCGGCGAGGCUCAGUGCUUGCCCGGGAGCUUGAGGCGGACUUCAGAGAGGCGGAUGAGCCGGAAGCGGUGGACAUCACGCUGCCCGGGCAGGAGGACCUGUACGAUUAA